Molecule: messenger RNA, 576 nt
Organism: Penicillium cinerascens
Lineage: Eukaryota; Fungi; Ascomycota; Eurotiomycetes; Eurotiales; Aspergillaceae
Product: EF-hand superfamily Ca2+-modulated protein
Exons: 3
Coding region: 1-576 (191 amino acids)
Source: RefSeq, a predicted model, not a curated record
AUGCCUCCCAAGAGGCGCGGAGCUCCCGUCAGCACCUCCGCAGGCCCCAAGCGCGCGCGCCAGUCCAAGCUCGCUAAAGAAAACGACAUCACCGGUGACCAAGAGAACGAAAUCAAGGAAGUAUUCCAGCUCUUCGCGAACGCGCACGAAGACUUCCCCGGCGAGAAAGAGGGCGUCAUCCCGCGCGAAGAUGUGCGCAAGGCUAUGGUAGCCCUCGGCCUCCCUCCAAAUGACUCAACCGAACUCGCUGAAAUCCUCUCCGCGCUCGAUCCAACCCUAACAGGCCAAGUCCCCUACAGCCCUUUCGUCUCCGUAUGCGCCGCGAAACUGCGUUCGCGCGACGACGACGCCAUGGUCGCGGAGGUCGAUGACGCAUAUCAGCUCUUCACGCGCGGGGGCAAUGGGCCGAUCUCGCUCGGUCAUUUGCGGCGCAUUGCGCGCGAGUUGAAGGAGGAUUCGGUGGGUGAUGAGCUGCUUAAGGAUAUGAUUCUUGAAGCGAACGGUGGCGCGGGAUUGAGUGCUGGUGUCACGCUGGAGCAGUUUCAUGAUGUUAUGUCGCGGGCGGGAGUUUUCUAG